Molecule: messenger RNA, 1161 nt
Organism: Penicillium roqueforti
Lineage: Eukaryota; Fungi; Ascomycota; Eurotiomycetes; Eurotiales; Aspergillaceae
Exons: 4
Coding region: 1-1161 (386 amino acids)
Source: RefSeq, a predicted model, not a curated record
AUGACUGUCCCCGUCGAUAUCCUUGCUGCAGAUGCAGCAGGGAGAAUCCCUAGCGGGGUCUCGCUCCAAUACCUAGCAGAGUCUCGCGAUAGGUCCGCCAUUGUGGGAAUCAUUUUCAUGGUAUGCUUCACGGGCUUGUUGAUGAUUGUACGUCUAUAUGCCCGGGUGUUCAUUGUGAAGAAGACUGGUCUGGACGAUGCAUUGGCCAUCCUGACAUUGAUGCUCUACAUUGCCUUUGUCAUCCUCUCCAUCGUCCUGAUCAACUUGGGAAGCGGUCGUCAUAUCGAAUACAUCCAAUAUGUGCUAUCACUUCCCACGGUCCGCGAAACUGAAGUCCUCGACUUCGUCGCCCACAUUCUCUACACAACGGCUCUUUUCCUAUGUCGUCUCUCCGGUCUAGCCUUCUACUUCCGGCUGACAGCCCGCUCAUCAAAACUCAACCUGAGCAUCAUCAUCGCCGCGCCGCUCCUUCUCGCCGCAUACCUACCACAACUCUUCCUCCUGAUCUUCCACUGCAAGCCGGUAACAGGACUCUGGCCCUACGAGUGGCAGGAGGAGCCAAAGACCUACAAGUGUCUCUCAUGGGGACUCGUCUACUCCGUGAACUCAGGGCUAUCGCUCGCAUGUGACAUGCUGAUGUUCGUGAUCCCGGCCGUACUCAUCAAGGGACUGCACGUCUCUUUAGAAAAAAAGAUCAAGCUAUCAUUUGUGAUGUUCCCCGGUAUUUUCGUUAUCGUGAUCUCCGCAAUCCGCGUUUGGCUCGUAGCCGCAGGUCAAUGGGACUCCGACGGCAGCUGGGCCUACAAUCCGAUGCUGUGCGUCGAGAGCGCCGAGAUUGCUGGAACCCUAGUCGCGCUCUCGGUGCCAGCGGUGAAGCCCGUCUUCGGAAACCUAUUCGCACACAUGGCCGAGUAUACGUCCAGCCACACGCGCUCGCGCUCGCGGUCCACAAAACUGCACAGCCUCGGCCAUUCUAAAACUAUUCCCAGUGCCGCGAUCUCCACCAAUCGGGAUAGCAAGCGUCUCAUUAACUGGUCUAAAAUUGGGAUGGACGAUUAUGAGAUGAUGCCUUCUGAGGUCUCGGUUUCGAGGGAUAUCUUAGGUGGAUCGAGGGGGAGUGAUCGCAGUGAAGAGGCGAGGCAUAAGAUGCACGGAGAGUGA